AUGAAGGGGAACGCGCCCGUGGACAUGUUUAUUGUGGCGCAGCGUAGGGAGCGUAAUAAAUCUGUUCUUUGGCCGUCCCUGAAUGCACAUCUUGACCAAGAGAACACUCGAGAUCAAAAUAGGAAGGAUAAAAAGAAUCCGCGCGAGAACUGUGUUAUUUUCGUGUACUCGCAACAGCACAUGAAUAUGGAUGAGGCGAAGCGAACAGUUGCCGAAUUCGAUGCUCGCGAGCGCCCGGUACAUCGCAUCGGUACAAAUUACCGAGAUAAUGACGCGGACGAAACAAUGGCCCUGAUAAAGCGGCGGGGUCAGAGGGGCCGUUGCGUGGCGCCCGGAAUGCGGCCGCGCCCGCAGCGGCUUCUGUGCGCGAAGAGAUCCCGCUCU
Molecule: messenger RNA, 384 nt
Organism: Iphiclides podalirius (scarce swallowtail)
Lineage: Eukaryota; Metazoa; Arthropoda; Insecta; Lepidoptera; Papilionidae
Source: the annotation of a GenBank genome assembly